AUGACUAAACCAUUCAUGUUUUUGACUUGUCUCAUACCUGGACCAUCUAACCCAAAAGCAAACAUUGAUGUGUAUUUACAACCGUUAAUAGGCGAGCUUCAACAAUUGUGGAGUGAAGGGGCUUUGACUUAUGAUAUUUCCAUGAAACAAAACUUUGUAAUGAGGGCAACCUUAAUGUGGACAAUUAACGAUUUUCCUGCUUAUGACAUGUUAUCUGGAUGGAGUACCCAAGGUAAGUUGGCAUGUCCGGUGUGUAUGGAUGGAAAUAAGGCUUUUACUUUAAAAUACGGUGGCAAAAAUUCAUGGUUUGAUUGUCACUGUCGUUUCUUACCUCAUGCAUUUAGAAGAAGUAAAAAAGGGUUCACUAAAAAUAGGGUUGUGAAGGAUGAACCUCCAAUAUUGAAUGGUGAAGAAGUUUGGGGUUUGGUUCACAAUAUUCCACGAGUGAUAGAUAAUGCACAUACUAAAUUGUUUGGAUAUGGAGUUAGCCAUAAUUGGACUAAACGAAGCAUAUUUUGGGAUCUUCCAUACUGGAAAGAUAAUUUAUUAAGGCAUAAUUUAGAUGUCAUGCACAUAGAAAAAAACUUCUUUGAUAAUGUGUUUAACACUGUCAUGAAUGUUAAGAACAAGACUAAGGACAAUGAAAAAGCACGAAUGGACUUGGCCAUCAUUUGCCAACGUAGCGACCUGGAGUUGGUUCCACAUAACAAUGGAAAAAUGAAAAAACCUAAGGCAAAUUAUUGUCUUACGUCUAGUGAGGCAAAAAAAGUUUGUAAAUGGAUAAAGGAGCUUAAGAUGCCAGAUGGGUAUGCUUCUAACUUGGCAAGAUGUGCAGAUGUUAAUAGAGGACAAAUGAAUGGGAUGAAAAGCCACGAUUGUCAUGUAUUUAUGGAGUGUUUGCUUCCAUUUGCAUUUAGUUCAUUGCCUGACCAUGUGUGGAAACCAUUAACAGAAUUAAGUCAAUUCUUUAAGGGCUUGUGCAGCAAUACCUUAAGACAUGAUGAAUUGGUCAAAUUGGGUGAAAAUAUUCCAUUCAUCAAAUGCAAACUUGAAAGAAUCUUUCCACCAGGAUUAUUUGAUUCAAUGGAGCAUCUUCCAAUUCACCUCCAAAUGAUGGGUGAUUUUAAGCGCACAGUGAAAAACAAGGCUAGAGUGGAAGGCUCAAUAUGUAUGUCAUACUUACAUCGAGAGACAACAUAUUUUUGUUCCCACUAUUUCAAAACAAUCUCUUUGUUUAAUAGAAGCCAACGUAAUGAAGGUGCAAAAUUAAAUGAUGUUGUCACAACAACACUGUCAAUUAGCAAUCAAUUAGGACGUUCUAGUGGGAAGGCCCAAACACAUUGGUUGAGUGAUGCUGAAAGAAGCGCCUUUUUGCACUCUAAUUCCAUUCUUGAAGAAGAUCCUAUAUCUCAAACUCGUAUACAUGGAGAAUUCCCAGAAUGGUUUCGUGCGUAUGCCAUUGACAAGGAAAAUGGCGUGACUGACCCUAACUUGUUAUCAUUAGCUUGGGGUCCUAACUCAAUGGUUAAAACUUGGCACAAGUAUUACAUUAAUGGGUACAAAUUUCACACAAAAGCUUGGUCUCAGGGUAAGAAAACCAUAAAUAGUGGAGUUUAUGUGAAAGGGGUUACUGGAGGAGGGGAAAAUGAUUUCUAUGGAGUCAUCCAACAUAUCUUCGAGUUGGAGUAUUACAAAUUGCCUCACAAAGUAGCCUUGUUUUAUUGUCAAUGGUCGGAUCCUAGACGGAACUGA
Cicer arietinum (chickpea) is the source of this 1752-nucleotide messenger RNA. RefSeq lists its product as uncharacterized. NCBI's taxonomy places the organism in Eukaryota, Viridiplantae, Streptophyta, Magnoliopsida, Fabales, Fabaceae. The record is from RefSeq and is a predicted model, not a curated record.